Molecule: messenger RNA, 3438 nt
Organism: Myotis brandtii (Brandt's bat)
Lineage: Eukaryota; Metazoa; Chordata; Mammalia; Chiroptera; Vespertilionidae
Gene: HECW2
Product: HECT, C2 and WW domain containing E3 ubiquitin protein ligase 2
Biological process (GO): positive regulation of transcription by RNA polymerase II; hippo signaling
Cellular component (GO): cytoplasm; nucleus
Molecular function (GO): protein binding; transcription coactivator activity
Source: RefSeq, a predicted model, not a curated record
CUGUGUAGGAAGCCACCCUCAGAGAGGCGGCCGGGAUGGCCGGCUCGGCCCGGGAGCACCUGCUCUUCGUGCGGCGGCGGAACCCCCAGAUGCGCUACACGCUGAGCCCCGAGAACCUGCAGAGCCUCGCCCAGGGCUCCCGGCCCGAGAACAUGGCCCUGCAGCGGGCCAACAGCGACACGGACCUGGUGACCUCCGAGAGCCGCUCCAGCCUGACGGCCAGCAUGUACGAGUACACACUGGGCCGCGCCCAGAACCUCAUCAUCUUCUGGGACAUCAAGGAGGAGGUGGACCCCAGCGACUGGAUCGGACUGUAUCACAUCGAUGAGAAUUCUCCAGCCAACUUCUGGGAUUCUAAAAACAGGGGUGUGACCGGGACACAGAAAGGACAGAUUGUGUGGAGGAUUGAGCCCGGGCCCUAUUUCAUGGAACCGGAGAUAAAGAUCUGCUUUAAGUACUACCACGGCAUCAGCGGAGCCCUGCGCGCCACCACCCCCUGCAUCACCGUGAGGAACCCCGCUGUGAUGAUGGGGGCAGAAGGAGGUGCUUCUGGAAGCCCGCAUUCCCGGAAGCUCGUCAGCUUCACGCUGUCCGAUCUCAGAGCUGUCGGGCUAAAGAAAGGGAUGUUCUUCAACCCGGACCCUUACCUGAAGAUGUCCAUCCGGCCGGGGAAAAAGAGCAGCUUCCCUACCUGUGCCCACCACGGGCAGGAGCGGAGGUCCACCAUCAUCAGCAACACCACCAACCCCAUUUGGCACCGAGAGAAAUACUCCUUUUUUGCACUUCUUACCGAUGUCUUAGAAAUUGAAAUUAAAGACAAAUUUGCCAAGAGCCGUCCUAUCAUCAAGCGUUUCCUGGGGAAGCUGACCAUCCCCGUGCAGCGGCUGCUGGAGCGCCAGGCCAUCGGCGACCAGAUGCUGAGCUACAACCUCGGCAGAAGGCUGCCCGCCGACCACGUGAGCGGGUACCUCCAGUUUAAAGUGGAGGUGACGUCCUCCCUGCAUGAAGAUGCUUCCCCGGAAGCCGUGGGCACGAUGCUCGGGGUCGGCUCGGUGAACGGAGACCUGGGCAGCCCUUCGGACGAGGAGGAGAUGGCCGGGACCCACCCCGACGGCCCGGCCUGCUCCAACGGGCCCGUGUCCGAGGAGAGUGCCGAGGGGACUCCCAAGCACUCCUGCAGGACUAGCUCCACCCUGGACAUGGACGCGGAGGAUCUGACCUCCAUGUCCUCAAGGAACUCGCCGCCCCGCGGAGGCCAGGACUCACUCAACGAUUACCUGGAUGCCGUGGAACACGGAGGCCCUGCCAGGCCGGGCCCCGCGCCCUGCCUGGGCUUUUCGAAGCUGAGGAGCAGCUUCCCCACCGACACGAGGCUCAGCGCCAUGCUCCACAUCGACUCCGACGAGGAGGACCACGAGCUGCAGCCGGGCCUGGGCUCCCCGUCGUCCCUGGAGGAGGAGGGGGGCCUGAUCAUGUUCGGCGGGCCAUCGAGGACUGACGACGGGAGCCUGUCCUCUCAGACGAAGCAGGAAGACACCCCGCUGGAGACCGAGGACGCCCCCACGCACGAUGCCGUUUCCUUGGAGGGGAAGCCGGAGGGUCUCCCCGAGGAGCUGGCCGAGGGCUCCUCCCCAGCAGGCCCCGCCCCAGGGGACAGCGAAGAGGGUCCAGAGUCUCCAGCCGGCGCAGACCAGGACCAGGACCAGGACCAGGACCAGGACGGCACUGAGCCCUGUGGCUCCCAAGAGGUGGACCCGCCCACGAGUGGGGCAGACACGGGCACCCCGGACACGUCGGGAGGGAGCCGGAGGGCCACCAGUGAAACCGAGUCCCUUGACCAGGGUUCGGAGCCCUCCCAGGUGUCCUCUGAGACGGAACCCAGCGACCCCGCCCGGACCGAGAGCGUGAGCGAGGCCAGCACCAGGCCCGAGGGCGAGAUGAAUGGGCCACGCGGGCGGCUCGGCUCCUCCUCACCCCUCUGGGUGCGUUGCUGCUGUCUAGACUGGGAGGCGCGCAUUGACAGCCACGGCAGGAUCUUCUACGUGGACCACGUGAACAGGACCACGACGUGGCAGCGGCCCACGGCACCCCCCGCCCCGCAGGUGCUGCAGAGGUCCAACUCCAUCCAGCAGAUGGAGCAGCUGAACCGCAGGUAUCAGAGCAUCCGCAGAACCAUGACGAACGAGAGGCCCGAGGAAAACACCACCGCCAUUGAUGGGGCCGGGGAGGAGACCGACUUCCACCAAGCCAGCGCAGACUUCCGCCGGGAGAACGUCCUGCCGCACUCUACCUCCAGAUCCAGGCUCACGUUGCUGUUACAGUCUCCCCCCGUGAAGUUCCUCAUCAGCCCCGAGUUCUUCACCGUGCUACACUCGAACCCCAGUGCCUACCGCAUGUUUACAAACAACACGUGUUUGAAGCACAUGAUCACCAAAGUCCGGCGGGACACCCACCACUUUGAACGCUACCAGCACAACCGGGACCUUGUGGGAUUUCUCAACAUGUUCGCCAACAAACAGCUGGAGCUGCCCAGGGGCUGGGAAAUGAAACACGACCAUCAGGGCAAGGCGUUCUUUGUCGACCACAACUCCCGGACCACCACGUUCAUCGACCCCCGGCUCCCCCUGCAGAGCGGCAGGUCUGGGUUCUGUCGGGCGGAAGUCACCCCUGCUGAGCAGGACCCGGACGUCCUGCCCCUCCACUCAGUUCAGCAACUAAAGCAGAGCUUUUGGGAAUCUCGAACCAGCUCCCCCGCUGGCAUCUCUUCUGAUCAGUUGUCGAGGGCACGUACCUUGGUUGUAGGCUCCUCCCCUAGCCCGGGCCCUCGUCGAGGCUUGUAUAGGAGUCAACCAAUCAGUAUGUUCUCUCACAUUAAUAUUUCUUUCUGUCUUUCCCUCUCUCUUCUACUCUCCCUAAAAAUAAUGGAAAAAUAUCCUCGGGUGAGGAUUAACCAGAAAAAGAGCAAAAAGAAAAACGUGGCUCAGGUGCUGAUAGCGAGCACGCGAGGUCUCGGUGCAGAGCCUAAGGGAUGCUUGUGUCUGCAGGUAGGAGAGGAUUCGCGACACGCGGGGCCGCCCGUCCUUCCCAGGCCGUCCAGCACGUUCAACACCGUCAGCAGGCCGCAGUACCAGGACAUGGUUCCAGUGGCUUAUAAUGACAAGAUCGUUGCAUUUCUGCGCCAACCCAAUAUCUUUGAAAUUCUGCAGGAACGUCAGCCUGAUCUCACCAGGAACCACUCACUCAGGGAGAAGAUCCAAUUUAUUCGAACGGAAGGGACCCCAGGAUUGGUGCGUCUUUCCAGUGAUGCAGACCUUGUGAUGUUGCUGAGUUUAUUUGAAGAAGAGAUAAUGUCUUAUGUGCCUCCACAUGCCUUACUCCACCCCAGCUACUGUCAGUCCCCGCGCGGCUCCCCUGUGUCCUCUCCCCAGAACUCGCCAG